Molecule: messenger RNA, 1656 nt
Organism: Argiope bruennichi
Lineage: Eukaryota; Metazoa; Arthropoda; Arachnida; Araneae; Araneidae
Product: homeobox protein DBX1-like
Exons: 4
Coding region: 128-1045 (305 amino acids)
Biological process (GO): regulation of transcription by RNA polymerase II
Molecular function (GO): DNA binding; DNA-binding transcription factor activity, RNA polymerase II-specific
Source: RefSeq, a predicted model, not a curated record
CCUAUUACCGGGCGCGCAUACUUACGAAACACCCAAUCUAUGCCUUGUGCAAGUAACCGCGGAACCGGCCGCUUUAAAUACCGAGAGUUCCUUCCGCGGACAAGUGUCCGACUUGAUCCAUUGGCCGAUGGUGGCAGGAACGAUGCAGACCUCACCUUUCCUUCCGGCCAGCCCAACGGGCAGGGGUAGCAAGGAUUUCUACGUCGACAACCUCCUGAGGAAUCGGACAUUGGCCAGACCAGUGCCUCUGUCACCUACCUUCCUUAAAACGUCGGGCACAGAUGAUGUCACAAAAAGGUCCGACUUGAAAUUUGGUGUCAAUGCCAUUCUCGCUUUAGACAGUAGGGAGAAAAUCAGUCCUCCGAGGGAUCUACACAACCCGAGUGAUUAUUUUAAUUCUACCUUCAGUUCCUUUACAUACCAAUUCAACAAAAGUCUCUCCCGGCAAUAUCGGCAGCCUCCACCCUUACAGUACGUCAACUUCAGAACGCCUUUUAUAUCAGGAUCUCAAGUAAAUCAUGGCUACCAGAGUCUUAAUGGAGCUAUGAUUGGCCAAAAUGUACCACUUACCAUUACGACAUCAACCACAGUCCUUCCCUCCUCCUCGUCUGUUGCUUUCCCGUGGGCCACAGCGAGCCGUGGAAAGCCCAGAAGAGGAAUGAUGCGGAGAGCAGUUUUUUCAGACGCCCAGAGGCAAGGGCUCGAGAAGAGAUUCCAGUUACAGAAAUACAUCAGCAAACCAGACAGGAAGAAAUUAGCGGAAAAGCUCGGACUCAAAGAUUCUCAGGUCAAGAUUUGGUUUCAGAAUCGUCGAAUGAAAUGGCGGAAUUCCAAAGAACGGGAAUUGCUUUCUUCUGGAGGUACCCGAGAACAGACCUUACCAACGAAACAUAACCCAAAACCAGAUUUAAGUGAUAUUGUCCUACGUGUUAAAGUUCCUACCGGAGAUGAGAGACCUCGGGAUAAAAUAUCUGACUUAUCUUGUGACUGUCCAGAAAUGGAUGAUGAUACUUCAUCAGAUGGAUUAGAACUCAAAGUAGUUUAGAUCAAAGAUACUACUCAUUCGACUAAGACUUGGAACAUUAAAAGGUCUUACAACGAAUGAUCAGAAUUUUCAUGUGAGAAUGGCUUAGAAUGAUUCGAAAUUAUGUUUAUUAUUUUGACAUUAAGCAGGAUCUUGUACAUGUUCAUCAACAAGAUCUUUCAUUUAAGCAAUGUUAAUAAUCGAAGGAAUUCAUUUUUGAAAUGCUGCUAGGCGGCAUCUUGAAUACUAAACUGUUUUUUCAGAGGAAAGAAAAGAACUAUAUAUAAAUUAUAUAUUUUCCCUCAGUCGGAUAUUGUUAUUAGUUUUCUCAAAAUGACGAUCAAGGGAUCCGUGCAAAUGCAAGGCUAGAACUGUGUAUUGUAUAGUCUUCAAAAUAAUAUGAAAACUAAAAGAUGAAAGACUCUGGUUUAAUUCGCCAGUUUUGAUAAAUAGUUUUUAUUUGAAGUUGGCUACUUAUUUUGUAAAAGAUCUUUUGGAAUCUCCUGUAAAUUUUUAAAUAAGUCAGCUGUAAAACAAAUCAUGUUUGUAAAAUUAAUGUAAUAUGAAACACCUGAACAUAUGAACGCAAAUAAAAGUUGAUUAUUGUUAGCAUUAGAAAUACUUAUAAUAAA